AUGACAUAUAUAAACGACUUUGAUGAGUUUUAUAAUAGAGCUGAGACAUUAUAUAGGUCUGAUCCAUCACGGACAAGAUAUUCAUUCAAGUUUAGACAUGUAGAUAGCAAGAUAGUGUUGAAGGUGACCAACGAUAGACAGACACUGGUAUAUCAUACAGAUAAAGAGAAUGAUCUGAAGAGGAUUGAUACUCUAAAUAACUUAUUCUUUCAACUCACAACCUCUCAA
Messenger RNA from Acytostelium subglobosum LB1, 228 nucleotides. RefSeq lists its product as hypothetical. The annotation marks the transcript as partial. Gene Ontology annotation, biological process: SRP-dependent cotranslational protein targeting to membrane; negative regulation of translational elongation. The transcript is spliced from 2 exons. Lineage: Eukaryota; Evosea; Eumycetozoa; Acytosteliales; Acytosteliaceae. Gene Ontology annotation, cellular component: signal recognition particle, endoplasmic reticulum targeting. The record is from RefSeq and is a predicted model, not a curated record. Gene Ontology annotation, molecular function: 7S RNA binding.